Molecule: messenger RNA, 705 nt
Organism: Rasamsonia emersonii CBS 393.64
Lineage: Eukaryota; Fungi; Ascomycota; Eurotiomycetes; Eurotiales; Trichocomaceae
Product: WW domain protein
Exons: 4
Coding region: 1-705 (234 amino acids)
Molecular function (GO): protein binding
Source: RefSeq, a predicted model, not a curated record
AUGGACUUCGUCGAGAAAGUCGUUGAGAAGUUCGCCGGCGGUGGCCGCGAGGAAGAGGUUGUUGAAGAGCGCCGCUACGACUACGCUCCCCCGCCGCCUCCUGGCCCGCCGCUGCCCGCGCCCUGGGUCGCCCGCUGGUCGGAGGCCGAUGGACGCUGGUUCUACGUCAACGAGCAGACUGGGGAGAGGACCUGGGAGCGGCCAGGAUACGGCGCCCCAGGGUAUGGCUCUGGGUAUGGUGGUCCAGGGUAUGGCGCUCCAGGAUACGGCUCCUCCGGAUACGGUGGCGGAUACGGUGGUGGAUACCAGCAGGAGGAGGUCGUGGAGAAGCGCGAGUACUACGAGGAGGAGAAGCCCAAAAAGGAUCACAAAAUGCUGUAUGCCGCUGCGGGGGCGGCUGCCGGCGCGAUCGGUGGUGCUAUCCUGAUGCACGAGGGAGAGAAGAUCCAUGACGAGUGGGAAGAAAAGAAGGAGGAAAUCAAAGAGGAUGUCGAGGAGUUCCCCGAAAACGCCGCCGAAUGGACUGGCGAGAAGGUCGGCGAGGUGGAAUACGGCUACGAACGCGCCAAAUACGACGUGGAAAACGCCCCCGAGGAGGCGGCCGAAUGGGUCGGCGAGAAGGUCGGCGAGGUCGAACGGUUCGGCGACGAGGUCGAGGGUGCCUAUGACGCCGGUGUCGAGGAAGGGCGAGAUGGGUGGAAAUAG